AUGGCAUCUUUUCCUCUUGCUUCGACUGAUGGGUUUUUGAUUGCCCAAGAAAAAUGUAAAGUUUAUGUUGGAAAUUUCAAAUUAUUGGACAGACAGAGAGCUAUAUCAUGUUCACUGCCCAAGAACUGCUUUAGUUCAGUCUCUAAGCCUUUAUUGGGGCUGAAUUAUAGUUGUAAAUAUCACAAUAGGUUUUUAUGUGGUAAAAGGAUUAGGUCAAUAGCUAAUGAGAGCAGAAAUCUAGAUACCCAUCUGGUAAAAGGAGAAAAUAAUGAGAUAAGAAAGAAGUUCUCAUUGAGAUUGCGUCCAAGGUUACGAUUAUUGUCAAGAAGACUGAAGAGGGUUUCGAUCAGGUUGGUGUUAAAUGGCAUAAGAACAUUCCUGCUCAAGAAUGUCAAAAGAUUGACUCUACCCACUUCUGUAUCUAUUGUACUAGGAUUUUGCUUUCUUUUUCUCAAAUUAACUGCAAUGCCGAUACCAAAAGCUGUUCCAUAUUCAGAUCUCAUAACUAGCCUCCAAAGUGGAAAUGUGACAAAGGUUUUGUUCGAGGAGGGUACUCGCCGUAUAUAUUAUAAUACAAACCUGUGGCGUGCUAAAGAUGCUCAAACAGUGGACGAUAAAUCAACUCCAUAUAGUGAAACUGGAGCUGAGAUUGAUGCAAACUAUGGCAUUGCUCAUCAUAACCAAGAGGGAAAAAAUGUGCUAAGGAAAUUGACAAAGUCUAAAACUUCGGCCCCUGCUUGGGAGUUCUCCACAAGAAAGAUUGAUCACGAUGAAAGUUAUCUUCUUAGUCUGAUGAGGGAAAAGGGGACAGCAUAUGGCUCAGCACCUCAAUCAGUUCUAAUGUCUAUGAGAAAUAUGUUGAUUACAGUGCUAUCUUUAUGGAUUCCUUUGACUCCUUUAAUGUGGCUUCUUUACCGUCAACUUUCUGCCGCCAAUAGUCCAGCCAGAAAAAGAAAACCUAGCAACCAGUUGGUUUGCUUUGAUGAUGUGGAUGGUGUUGAUGCUGCAAAAGUGGAGCUUAUGGAGAUAGUGUGUUGCCUUCAAGGAUCUAUUAAUUACAGUAAGCUGGGGGCCAAGAUACCUAGAGGCGUGCUGCUUGUAGGUCCUCCAGGAACAGGAAAAACAUUACUAGCCCGUGCAGUGGCUGGAGAAGCAGGUGUACCAUUUUUUUCAGUUUCUGCCAGUGAAUUUGUAGAGUUAUUUGUUGGAAGAGGAGCUGCUCGCAUAAGAGACCUUUUUAGUGUUGCUAGAAAGAAUGCACCAUCGAUUAUUUUUAUUGAUGAGCUUGAUGCUGUCGGCGGAAAGCGUGGUAGGAGUUUCAAUGAUGAGAGAGACCAAACACUGAAUCAGUUGCUGACAGAAAUGGAUGGCUUUGAGUCGGACAUAGAUGUUGUUGUCAUUGCUGCAACAAAUAGACCAGAUGCCUUGGAUCCAGCUCUAUGUCGGCCUGGUCGUUUUUCUAGGAAAGUAUACGUGGGAGAACCGGAUGAAGUUGGAAGGAGAAAGAUUUUGGCUAUACAUUUUAAAGGAGUUCCACUUGAGGAGGACAUGUACCUCGUUUGCAACCUAGUUGCAUCUCUAACUCAAGGCCUUGUCGGGGCUGAUCUGGCAAACAUAGUCAAUGAGGCUGCACUUCUUGCUGCUCGAAGAGGCGCCGAAUGUGUCUCGAGGGAAGAUAUAAUGGAAGCUAUAGAAAGAGCCAAGUUUGGAAUAAAUGAGAGACAGACAGGUCGCACAAUAAAGAUGGAACUCGGGAAGCUGUUUCCUUGGAUUCCUUCUCUGAUGGGUAGAAAUGAUACUGAACAAGAUGGAAAGCAAGGUCCUCUAGGCUAUCAAACUCUAAGCUAA
This is a messenger RNA of Fraxinus pennsylvanica, 1848 nucleotides long. The record is from the annotation of a GenBank genome assembly. NCBI's taxonomy places the organism in Eukaryota, Viridiplantae, Streptophyta, Magnoliopsida, Lamiales, Oleaceae.